Messenger RNA from Musa acuminata subsp. malaccensis (wild Malaysian banana), 1315 nucleotides. RefSeq names its product probable LRR receptor-like serine/threonine-protein kinase At3g47570. Gene Ontology annotation, molecular function: protein kinase activity; ATP binding; protein binding. Lineage: Eukaryota; Viridiplantae; Streptophyta; Magnoliopsida; Zingiberales; Musaceae. Gene Ontology annotation, biological process: protein phosphorylation. The record is from RefSeq and is a predicted model, not a curated record.
UCAACUCAUACAUCCAAGAAGAACAGGUCACUUAUUCUUGAAAUAACCGUGCCGAUUGUAGUUUCACUCUUACUAUUUGCUCUGUUUACGACCUGCUGUUACGCGAGAAAGCACAAGAAACUUGGUUUACCUGCAAAAGUUUUAGAAAAUGUUCCACCAAGAUUGUCUUAUCUCGAGUUGAUGAAGGCAACCGAUGACUUCUCCGACGAGAAUUUGAUUGGCGUUGGAAGCUACGGUUCGGUGUACAGAGGGGUUUUGGGUGAUGGCAUAACUCUCGUUGCGAUCAAGGUACUCAACCUGUUGCAGCAAAGCGCUUUCAAGGCUUUCGUCGCGGAGUGUGAAGCUUUAAGAAGCAUUCGACACCGAAACCUGGUCAAGAUCUUGACAACCUGCUCGAGUGUGGAUCUCAGAGGUAAUGAAUUCAGAGCUAUCGUGUUUGAUUUCAUGCCUAAUGGGAGCUUGGAGAGUUGGUUGCAUCCAGACACAGACAAGAAGCUAUACUCGAAGCGAUUAGGUCUGCUUCGGAGACUUGACAUAGCAAUCGAUGUUGCUGCUGCGCUGAACUAUCUUCAUGACCACUGCGAGACGCCAAUCAUCCACUGUGAUCUGAAGCCAAGCAAUGUCCUUCUUGAUGGCAACAUGACUGCUCGUGUGGGAGAUUUUGGCCUAGCAAGAUUCCUCUUCAAUGGCACCGACCGAUAUCUAUCUUCUUCUGUAGCUAUGAAAGGUUCCAUUGGCUAUAUGGCUCCAGAAUACGGGAUGGGCGGGCUGGUUUCGACUCAUGCUGAUGUCUACAGCUACGGAGUGCUGCUGCUGGAGCUGUUCACCGGGAGGAGGCCUACAGACGACAUGUUUAAGGACGGUCUCACCCUCCAAAAGCACGUCGAGGGAGCCUUUACGAAGGGAGCUCAGGUCACCGGCAUUGCCGAUCCAUCACUAUUCUCAGACGAAGAAGAAGGUGAAGACACUUCAGUUCUCAGGACCGGAAGUCAAGCGAGUGAAAGAAUAACAAGAUGCUUAGAAUCGGUGCUCAUGGUAGGUCUCUGCUGUGCCAAGGAGUCGCCGAGAGAGCGCAUCACAAUCAAGGAUGCUGUGACCAGAAUAGAGACGAUCAAGAGUCUGCUGCUCACCCCUAAAAUGUAGUCUUGGAUUGGUAUUUACUGUCAUAGUUGUUAAGUUCAGAUCAUACGACACUCCACGUUUAAUUCGCUUGUUUUGUGAAGGAGGGUAGUGUGUUUCUUCUGCUUCCUCUGUUCUCUCAGUUUAUGUUGUUAUUUCUGUACUCUAAGAAAUAAAAGAAUGUUAGUACGAAUCA